Messenger RNA from Anthostomella pinea, 1074 nucleotides. The record is from the annotation of a GenBank genome assembly. Lineage: Eukaryota; Fungi; Ascomycota; Sordariomycetes; Xylariales; Xylariaceae.
AUGGACGAAUACAAGACGUUCAACCUAGGCGACUUCGCCCUCAAGUCGGGGAAGACGAUUCCGAAUGCUUACAUCUCCUACAAGACGUACGGCGAUCCAACAAGCCUGGCUAUCGUCUAUCCGACCUGGCAUAGCGGUCUUAUACCUGCCAACGAGUGGCUGAUAGGAGAUGGGAUGGCCCUAGACCCGAGGCGAUACUUCAUCAUCAUCCCCGCACUGUUCGGAAAUGGUCAAUCGAAGAGUCCGUCCAACAGUCCGGAGCUGAGACCGUUCCCGGAAGUCACCUUCUUCGACAACGUCACGGCGCAGUACAAGCUGGUCACUGAAUGUCUUGGUGUCAAGCAUUUGAAAUGUGUCCUGGGUUGGAGCAUGGGGGCUGGCCAGACCUAUCAGUGGAUCACUCAGUAUCCCGACUUCAUGGACUCGGCAGUACCAUUCUGCGGCAGCGCUCGAACGAGCUUGCACAACCAGGUCUUCCUCGAGGGGGUGAAAAGCGCACUGCUAGCAGCGAAAGGUGCUGUCUCCGGCGGUAUUUGCCGAGGUGAGGCAACACCCGAGUCGCAGUACAGAGGCUGGACAGCUGCUGAACGCGAAAGCGGGCUGAAAGCACUUGGGCGCGUCUACGCUGGCUGGGGUUUGAGUCAGGCAUUCUACCGGGAGAAGUUGCAUGAGAAAUACCUUGGCUACAAGGACCUCGAGGACUUCAUGAUCGGUUUUUGGGAGGGCUGGGCAACCUCCAAAGACCCGGAGAACAUGUUGACGAUGCUACAUACAUGGCAAGCUGCGGACUGCUCAGACCAGGAGCCGUAUAAAAAGGACUUCGAGCUCGCGAUGAAGAGCAUCAAGGCUAGGACACUGGUCAUCCCCUGCAAGACUGACCUGUACUUCCCGCCGGAAGACUCCGAGUACGAGGUCCAGAACAUGUCUCCUGGGAUCGGGAAGUGCAUUGUCUUUCGAUCCAUCUGGGGUCACUGGGCUGGUGGUCCUGGAGAUAGCAAAGAGGACGUCAAGUGGCUCGAUGAGAAGUUGAAAGCGUUCCUCGGGGAUGGCCGUCUCGGAGAUCGCAGGUUGUGA